This is a messenger RNA of Protopterus annectens (West African lungfish), 966 nucleotides long. RefSeq lists its product as uncharacterized. The coding region runs from base 91 to 903 and encodes 270 amino acids. NCBI's taxonomy places the organism in Eukaryota, Metazoa, Chordata, Ceratodontiformes, Protopteridae. The record is from RefSeq and is a predicted model, not a curated record. The transcript has 6 exons.
UGACUUUGAUCUCCCAUAGCAACUAGUAGACACAUAGCAAGUGCCCGGAACGUAACAUAGUAAACAGAAUUAAGACUCCAAAUCUCAGCAAUGUAUAACAAUACUGCAAUUAGCAGGUGGAAGAUCCCUGAGAGGUUUCUAAAAGAUUCUGACUCUGCUUCAGUUCUUCUAGGUGUCAGAAGACGUCAAAAUAAACUGGGGAAUAAAUCAAUUAACUCUUUGUUUCAAGAUGACAACAGAGAGACUUUAUACAGGAAAAGUCUUCUUUCGGGAUUACAAACAGUCUCCAGACAGGAUCCUGGAAAGAUAGUAUCUGUUGUAAAUGCUGAAGUGGAGUGGCGUGAAGGCAAGAAAUGGACCCUUGAGAAUAGAAAGCAAUCUGCGGAAGACGAGUGUAGCAGAAAGGAAAACAUCAAAGAAUGCUAUUUGGAGCCAAAAGAAAAAAGCAGAUUGGAGAAAGAUGUGAAAGAAUGGAGCUCAAAGCAAAGCAAAUUUCAGAAAGGGUUUCCAGAUAUUCUGCACUCCAGUAGUAAUUCAGAUUCUGGGUUAUUGCUGAAGUAUCAAUCAGCUGAAAAAAUGAAGGAAGAAAAAACAGAGCUGCCUAUAUCUGAAACAGGGAAGCAUGGAAAAGAAGUUGGGAUGCUUUCAGAAAGAUCAAAAAUGGGACAGAUUCUACAGCUCCCGCCAUUGCCCCUCAAAAGUGAGGGCAAACCAGUUCAAACUGCACGUCAUUUUCAUCUUCGCCUUUUGACUCCAACAACAAGAGCAAACAAGAUACUGUUCCAGACGUGGCAUGGAAGACCCACUUAUCAUGACUACUACACUUCAUAUAUUGGAUCAUUUUUCUUCAAUUCCCACCGAAGUCUUCCUCGUGAAUAUGUAAUCCAUCCAGACUGGGGUUAACAUAACAAAAAGCUUCUGUGUUUUAAUUUUCUUUUCGCAAUUAAAAAAAAACAUUACAAAUCA